Molecule: messenger RNA, 726 nt
Organism: Penaeus indicus
Lineage: Eukaryota; Metazoa; Arthropoda; Malacostraca; Decapoda; Penaeidae
Product: endoplasmic reticulum resident protein 44-like
Exons: 5
Biological process (GO): protein folding
Cellular component (GO): endoplasmic reticulum membrane; endoplasmic reticulum-Golgi intermediate compartment
Molecular function (GO): protein disulfide isomerase activity
Source: RefSeq, a predicted model, not a curated record
GAAUUAGAACUCAGGCGAGAGCGGCAUGUUUAGGGGGAAGCCUACGUGUUGUGCAGAGAACAGCUGUUAUCGAGGUGCUCCCACGACGCGACUUCUCUCCUCGAAAAUGCUAAAAUUACGAACGUCGCAAUUAGUUCUCUCGCUUCAUGUGUUGGUGCUGCAGAUCUUCAGAAUAGAAGGAGGAGCUCUACAAUUAGAUAACAGCAAUUUUGACCAAAUUAUAGGGAACAAUGAGUUGGUGUUCAUCAACUUCUAUGCAGACUGGUGCCGCUUCAGCAACAUAUUAGCUCCAACUUGGGAUGAGACGGCAGACAAAGUUAAGGAAGCAUUCCCUGAUGAAGGCAGGGUGGUUAUUGGAAAGGUGGACUGUGAUGCCCAGUCAAGCAUCGCUUCUAGAUUCCACAUCACAAAGUACCCAACCCUGAAGCUUCUCAGAAACGGCCAGGCAUCAAAGAGGGAAUACCGAGGUCAACGCUCUGCCGAGGCUUUUGCGUCGUUCAUUAAAGAGCAGCUGAAGGACCCUAUUAAGGAGAUUGAGAGUUUGAAUGAAUUGAAUGAUAUUGAGGAGACAAAAAGGACUGUGAUUGGUUACUUUGAAAACAAAGAUGUCCCUGAGUAUGAAGUGUUCCGCAAAGUGGCAACUAACCUCAAGGAAGACUGCCAGUUCCUAGCAGGUUUUGGGUAUGUAGCCCUAGUUAUUUUCUAUAAAUCUGUUACAGAUGUAGG